Molecule: messenger RNA, 459 nt
Organism: Penicillium atrosanguineum
Lineage: Eukaryota; Fungi; Ascomycota; Eurotiomycetes; Eurotiales; Aspergillaceae
Product: calmodulin
Exons: 1
Coding region: 1-459 (152 amino acids)
Source: RefSeq, a predicted model, not a curated record
AUGUACUUCAAGGCCAUGUUCACAACCUCCCUCUUCGCCCUGCUCACAGGCUCCGCCAUCGCCCAGGGCCAAUACGGCGCCGUACCCAGCCAAUCAAUGGCCCCCGAUUCCAACAGUCAAAGCUCCUCCAUAUUCCCAGAGUCUUCCCAAAGCUCGACGACCCAAGGUUACACCAAUUCAAAGACUCCAUCAAUGGUGCCUUCUUCCAGGGUGGCGUCCAGCUCCGCCACGUCUACAAGUUCGGGUUUAUACAGCUCCACCCCAUCAACCUUGAGCUCAUCUAUGAAACCUACCUCCUCUACAGCCUCCUCCAGAGCUGGCAUGUUCGGUGGUCUGCUGGAUAGCAAGAAAUUAAACCUACGCGCUGAGCCGGGUGCGAUGGAUGAGAUUACUCGUAUGAUGCCCGCCAGCGAGUAUAGUCGGCCUGAGUCACAGCCUGCAGCUUAUCCGACGAAAUGA